AUGGAUGCCCGCAUACACGCCGCAGCUGGAAAGCCGACAAGACAGGCGAACGGUUUCGUAAGCCAUGACGCACGUGAUACAGUUGCUUUGGAAGAUCCAAGUGGAAAUAGGUUGUCGAUCUCGGCCAUGUUUCCAUUACUUGACGCUGCACUGAAUUGGUCUUCUACGCCCUCCCCUUCAUCCUCGGUUGAUCAGUCGGCUGGUCGCUUUGUUCUUAUAACCGAUGUAGUCCGAGCAGAUGGGUCAUUCCUCCUGCACCACUUUAUUGGCCGACAUUUACGCAUUGAGGAAGGGCCUGGGUGGAAUGUGGUGCUUGUGGGACUAGCACAGGCAUUCAAUCACUAUCUGCUAAUUGGCAAGAAGCUGGGUGUGAACCUCACGAGUUACGAGCGGAAGGGUCGUUUUGCCUUUCUGGACGGGCUAUCCAAUGUACGAGCCGCGUCUGGGCCGUUUGCUAAUACAAAUGCCAAAGGACCAACUUCCAUACAACAAUCAGCGAAGCGCUAUCCUGAUGUGCAAAACUUAUUCGCAAACAUAUUAGCAGCCGUGUCAUCAAGAGUUCAAGAUGGGUCGAAACCCUGCAUAGUUAUCGACGAUCUGACGAUGUUGCUGUAUUCUGGGGCACCAUUAGUAGACCUUCUGACGUUCAUAAGUAGCUUGAACGCAUACGUCGGGCAGCAUAACGGAUGCUUGGUGGUUCUGGUACACAACGAUACAUCCAGCGGAGAUGUAAGGCAAGCUGCGAUGUGCAAGUCGCUCAGCCAUCUGGCCGACUAUGUCUUGGAGGUACAAGGGUUGGAGAGUGGAGCUACACAAGGGCUUCAUGGUCAGCUCACAUUGGGGCGAGGACCCCCGCUGAACGACACAAGCUUUUCUCCUCACGUGCUGCACUACAGAUUGGCAGAUGCUGGCGUACAAUUCUUCAAGAAAGGAUACUCUACCGGUGUUCUGUAAAUAUCAUGCCACUAGUUAUUUGCACCCAAUCAUCCACCAUCGGCGGUCAUCAUAAUUUUGUUGAAAACAAUCUAUUAAGGCUGAGAUACGAUCGAAUCUCGUGACGCCUCGCUGCGUGCGGAAGAAUACAUGUUUGCUUCUGCAUAGCACUCUGUGCAAACACGCACGCCGAUAUCUAAUCGCGAGCAUUUCCA
Molecule: messenger RNA, 1148 nt
Organism: Spizellomyces punctatus DAOM BR117
Lineage: Eukaryota; Fungi; Chytridiomycota; Chytridiomycetes; Spizellomycetales; Spizellomycetaceae
Exons: 4
Coding region: 1-954 (317 amino acids)
Biological process (GO): tRNA wobble uridine modification
Cellular component (GO): elongator holoenzyme complex
Source: RefSeq, a predicted model, not a curated record